Molecule: messenger RNA, 1239 nt
Organism: Candoia aspera
Lineage: Eukaryota; Metazoa; Chordata; Lepidosauria; Squamata; Candoiidae
Product: membrane cofactor protein-like
Exons: 1
Coding region: 1-1239 (412 amino acids)
Biological process (GO): negative regulation of complement activation, classical pathway; T cell mediated immunity
Cellular component (GO): plasma membrane
Source: RefSeq, a predicted model, not a curated record
AUGGGUCUUUCUCCUUGUUCCAGUGAGGUCCUUACGGUGGCCUUGGUCCUGCUGUGCCUGUCUUCCGCUGUUUUGUGUGACUGCCCAACUCCAACUCUACCUCCCCAUUCUUCACUCAGAGGUGGAGGAACCCUAAAAACCAGCUAUCCUACUGGAACUGUUUUGCCAUUAACGUGCAUCAUAGGCUACGAACCUAUUCCUGGAGUGCGUCCUAGUAUUGCAUGUCUUCCACUUGGAACGUGGACGAACAUUCCUACAUUUUGUCAAGGAAGACGAUGUCCAACUCCACAUGUAAAUAAUGGCAGAAUAGUAAGCUCAACUGACCUCCGGCUUGGUGAAACAGUAACCUUUGCCUGCGAUCAUGGGUUCAGAAUGAUAGGCGUAUCGACCCUACAAUGUGUUCUAAAAUCAGGCAGAGUUGACUGGAAUAGACAACCUCCAGACUGCCAACGUAUUCCUUGUGUUCGCCCCCCUACAAUUUCCAAAGGAAGGUAUGAUCCUGAUCCUUCAGACGAAUAUUCUGUUGGCUCAGUAGUUAUAUACCAGUGUGAUGCUGAUUACUCACUUAUUGGAAAUUCAUCUAUUACCUGUAUAGUUGCAGCUGAUGGUCUAAAUGGAGAGUGGAAUUCACCUCCACCUGAAUGUAAAAAGGUCGCUUGUCAGAGACCAAACAUCCCAAAUGGGAGACUGACAACUGUAUUUCGACCUACAUAUACAUAUGGCACUGGUAUAUCAUUUGAGUGCAAUCCUGGCUAUACUUUGGUAGGGGCCAGAUUAGUUAGAUGUGAUGCUAAUAGUAAAUGGAAUCCUCCUGUUCCAAGUUGUGUCAAGACCAAAGUCCCUACCACUAACAAACCUGGACCCCGCCCACCAGUUCAUCCCGUCCCACCUGCUGUUCCUCCUAUACCCCCAAUUAUCCCCACACCUGUUCCUCCAGAAGAACAUGAGACUAAAGAAAUUCCAGUGUUCCCAACCCAAAGUGAACCAAUUCCCACAGAUGAAUCAGGAUCUGGCAAAAUUAUUGGGAUUACUAUUGGAAUUAUUCUUUCCGCUGUAGUUCUGGCUGCGUUCAUUUUCGCAGCUGUGAAAUGGUUAAUUGGCCGGAGGAAAGCUGAUGAUCCUGACAAGCGUGUAGCAUUAGAGGAAGAUACGGCUUUGGAAAAAAACAAGGUGGAUGGUCCGAGUCCACGGAAAUUUCAAAGUAAAACCUCAAGACCCUCUCAACAGUUUUCCACUUAG